Molecule: messenger RNA, 1176 nt
Organism: Trypanosoma theileri
Lineage: Eukaryota; Euglenozoa; Kinetoplastea; Trypanosomatida; Trypanosomatidae
Exons: 1
Coding region: 1-1176 (391 amino acids)
Source: RefSeq, a predicted model, not a curated record
AUGUGGAAAAGCGAAAACACUGGACAAGAUGAGAUGGAACGUGGCAAUGGCAAGAAGCUGGGUUCACGUGGUGUGUAUAUGCGUGUGAAGAGAUUACGUUUUGAUAAUGACGGAGACGACAAGGAUGUUGCCCCUUCAUUAUUGAGAGUUCGUAUUGGUGAUGGAAAGAGUAUGGAUGUUAGUGGGAGUAUGAGAGACGAGAAGGGAUCACUCUCUCAUAAUAUACCGGAUACUCCCUCUCUCACAGAGUUAGGACAACAACCCUGUACACUACAUUUUCGUCUUCUUAACAAAGCGGGUGAUUUCAUCAGCAGUGAGCAAGAGACGCAGUCUGCGCGCAGGACAACUGUUUCUUCACCCACACCUGUGCUUUCUAUAGAGCGUGUGUGGGAUUUGCGAGGUUGUGUGGUGAUGGAUUGCACGGCUGGAGGAUCAUCUCAAACUGAUACCGGAGCACCAGAGAAAAAAGAGAGUGGAGAUCCUGUUGGUGGGGCGGUGGCUUUAGAGGAUUCAAAUGUAUGGUCUCUCUACGUUCUGGAUAGCAGACAUGUUGAUGAUAAUGAAAGUGAACAGAAGAAGGAGAAAGUAGAGAUGGAAAUGAAAGAAGAAGAAGAAGAAGAAGAUGAGUUUGGUUUUGAUGACUUGGUUGUCACGAAACCCAAUGAUAGUGACGAAGAAGAAAAUGAUGUUGCCAUCCAUAAUGAUAAUAAAGCGUUUGUAUAUGGAAGUAAAUUUGUCAGUCACCGUAUUAAACGAAAACGAGAUCAAGAUGAAAUAGUACCAGAUUUUAUUCUUUCUAUGGGAAUGCAACCUCACGAUGGUGAGGUUUGUAAUCAUGAUACUAGUCCAGAGGAUGCAGCUUUACUUUACGAAAUGUUGCGUGAUCAUGGACAAACUUGUUUUCUACUUGAAGAAGACAAUGGUUGCGAACCAGAGUUAUAUCUUUAUCCUGAUCAUCGCAAGGAUGAUGAAUAUGACAGUAAUGCUGCAGAUUUUUCGGGAAAUGAGUAUCCAGAAGAACCGAGUGAAAACAAUAGUUCUUUUGUUGACAGUGAGUACACUGAUUAUGAUGAUGAACGACACUAUAAGAGGCGACAAGGGGAUCUUUGGUACGAAGAAAGCUACAGAGAGGGUUCACUUAGUAGUGGAUGGAAUAGCUGUGAUGAUAACUAUUGA